UAUUGCUCUAUCAGUCUUCACCAACUCCCUUUAAAACCCCCCACUCCUCACUUCCUCUUCUCUAACAAUAAAAUCCUUCUCUCCCUCCCUCCCUCCCUCCAAGUCUCUCCCCUCGUUCUCUCUCUGUAUUCGCCAUUGAAGCUCAGUUCUUUUCUUCAAUAAUAAUAACGAAAUAUACAUAAAAAUUGAGGAAAGAGGAACAACAUGGACCCCAUUUCAAGCUCAAGAAGGCCUUGUUUCAUCGAAGAAGAUGAUGGUUUGGCUUCGCUUGCCGAUAUGGAAGCUGGGUUCUCGGGUAAUCACCACCCGUUUUACUCUAGACCCCUCUGCUCUUCGAGGAAGAGUAGUUUCAGGAGCCUUUCCAUGCCUUCAUCUUCUUCUUCGUUUUCCCCCAGAUCUGGAAGGUUUUAUGAUGCCAGAUUUGAAGAGCCUCAACCCCAUUUCUUGGAAGCCUGUUUUCUCUGCAAGAAACAUCUGGGUGAUAACAGAGACAUCUUCAUGUACAGAGGUGACACACCAUUCUGUAGCGAAGAGUGUAGAGCUGAACAGAUUGAAAUAGACGAAGCUAAAGAGAAGAACCGUAACUUCUCUUCCAUGAAAGCUUUGAGAAAAAAGGAGCAGAGAAAAUCUUCUUCUUCCCCAAACAAAAGCCGGGACUACCCUUUCCGCACAGGAACAGUUGCAGCCGCUUAAAAUCUGAUUCAAAGAGAAAUAAGUAUAAUAAAAAUAGUAGAAAUAAUAAUAUAUACCCGGAAAAGGAAAAGGAAGACGCAAGACUUAAACUUGUUGUUUUGGUUAAAAUUUUCCACUAAGAACAGGGCCAAGGAGAGAAAGAAGAAGAAGAAGAAGACGACGGCGGUGUUGAUAGAUGAAAAAGAAUCAUGAAGAAGAAAGGUUUUGGUUUAUGUUAGGUUUGGAUGUGUUCUUGUAUAGAGUGUUGUUGACAAGUGUGAUUUUGUUACUUUGAUCUGCUCUAUGAGAUGGCUCUUCUUUUGGGGUCCUUUCCCCUCUCUUUCCUUCUUUUUUCCCCCUUUUUUUGUUUGUUAAAUUUGUAUGGUAAUGAUAUGACAGAAGCUUCAUCAGCCUUUAAUGGCGGAAGCUGAGAAUGAAAUGAAUAGCAAAGCAAAGUUUCAUGUUC
Molecule: messenger RNA, 1138 nt
Organism: Humulus lupulus (European hop)
Lineage: Eukaryota; Viridiplantae; Streptophyta; Magnoliopsida; Rosales; Cannabaceae
Product: FCS-Like Zinc finger 2
Exons: 2
Coding region: 205-693 (162 amino acids)
Source: RefSeq, a predicted model, not a curated record